AUGGAGGUCUACUGGGUGUUGAACGUGACGAGAGGCAUCGCAGUCAGUCUCGAACUGCGACAGACUCUCAAAGGUCUUCCCGUGGCUUCCAUCGGCCCCGUUCCGUUCUCAAAACUAUCUUCUCCGGACAGUCCUCAAAGGGCGACCCAAAGACACGGACUCGAGUUUCUGACACGAGACACUAGGAGUUUAGCAUGGACGAUCCAGUGUUGCUGUGAUCCAGUGUUGCUCGGCGGACCGGUUUUCAUUGGAUCAUUACUCGCAUACUUGUUAUACGGGGCCUUGCUCGUGCAAUUCUUUCACUACCUCUGCGAGCUUCCUUCCAAGGCGUCAUGGGCCGGUCCAGCUGUCGCUGGUUUGGUGGUUAUUGUGGAGACAUUCAGUGUCUGUUUCAUUGCACAAAUGGGAUGGUCGACCGUCGUUAUCCCCCUUCGCGGGUCGUCUGUCGACAAUCUUUCCGAGUUCCCCGCGUCUUCAAGCUUGAAUCCCGUUUUGAACGGACUUGCUGCGUGCGUUGUCCAGCUCUGCUUCGCCCACCGAAUCUGGAGGCUUUCUCGGUCAAGUUGGGGGAGAUAUGUCGCAGCUAUUGUCGCUUUUCUGACUGCCUCCCAAUUCGCCGACACAAUCGUUAUCGCAUUUUCGAGACUGAAUAACCGGCUAUUAGAUAGCUCCAAGGCUAGAACGAUGCAGAUUAUAGUUGCGGUUUAUCUUGGUGUCACACUCACGUGCGAUAUCAUGAUUACCGUCGCAAUGAUCUUGAUAUUGAGAAGAUACAAGAAGUUAACGACUAUCCACUCCAUGAAGCGCAUCCUGAAUACCCUCACGGUCCAUACGAUUGAGAAUGGUUUGGUGACUAGUAUUUGUGCUGCAGUGAAUCUCGUCCUGUAUUUCGCUCGACCAGGCGAUGCUAUCCAUAUCGUCUUUCAAUUCAUCAUAGGAAAAUUACAUGCCAAUGUCCUCCUCGCGCACUUGAAUCACCAAAUAGUCGUCCGAAACGCCGCCGCCACGGAGACCAUAGAGCUUUCAGCUCGAGAAAGAGCUCCUGGAACGGUGUUCAGUGCGAAUGUCGCAGUCUCGUAA
Coprinopsis cinerea okayama7#130 is the source of this 1080-nucleotide messenger RNA. RefSeq lists its product as hypothetical. The record is from RefSeq and is a predicted model, not a curated record. The transcript is spliced from 15 exons. NCBI's taxonomy places the organism in Eukaryota, Fungi, Basidiomycota, Agaricomycetes, Agaricales, Psathyrellaceae. Bases 1 to 1080 code for a protein of 359 amino acids.